AUGGCCGCCGGUUGUUUGGCUUGCUAAAUUCACGUUUUUCAUUUACUUCCAAUAAUUCCGUGGUGUUUACUGCCAAUUUUGCGCUUUAAUUAGUUAAUUUAGUGUAUUUAGUGGUUGAACAAUGGCGGCGGUACAAGGACAACAGGGGAACAAGCCGUGGCCGGCGCGACCGGGACUGCAGCAUCAGAUGAGCCAAAGUAAUGCAAGUUUAACGUUGAAUAGGACGAUAAACCUGUACCCGCUGACGAACUACACGUUCGGCACGAAGGAGCCGCUGUUUGAGAAGGACGCGUCGGUGCCGGCGCGCUUCCAACGGAUGAGGGAAGAGUUCGCAAAGAUUGGGAUGAGAAGGUCAGUAGAAGGCGUGCUACUAGUCCACGAGCAUGGCCUCCCACACGUACUACUGCUGCAACUGGGGACAGCAUUCUUCAAGCUGCCGGGCGGAGAGCUGAACCCGGGAGAGGACGAGAUUGAUGGACUAAAGAGACUGCUCACCGAAACUCUCGGUAGACAGGAUGGUGUGAAGCAGGAGUGGGCUAUUGAGGAUACUAUAGGCAACUGGUGGCGACCGAACUUCGAGCCCCCGCAGUACCCGUACAUUCCGCCCCACAUCACCAAGCCGAAGGAGCACAAGCGGCUCUUUCUCGUCCAGCUGCAGGACCGAGCCCUGUUCGCUGUCCCCAAGAACUAUAAACUCGUAGCCGCCCCGCUGUUCGAGUUGUACGACAAUGCUCAGGGCUAUGGACCCAUCAUUUCAUCAUUGAGCCAAAGUCUGUGCCGGUUUAACUUUGUCUAUAUGUAAUUGUGAGGUUUCAACACAAUAAACUAUGAACUAUCUACAAAACAAAACUGUCUACAAAAAUACUCAAUUUAUCUUCAAUGGCGUGACAUGUUUGUUGAAGUGGUGAAAGGAUUGCGCGUGUUAUUCACAAAUUACCGGGUGAAAGCCCUCAGCGCUCCCCAUUUGUCUGGCCAAGUAGAUGCCAUUUGCGGCGAAUCUACAAUAAGUCACGGCAAAAAAAUUCAAUAGAUACAUAAAUUUCUGCCCUUGUGGCACGGAUACCGAGCCGCGCGCGGCGCGAUUUAUAACUCUGGCUUCGACCAAUAGCCGUGCGACGUUUGUCUACGUAGAUAGCAUUCGCUACGUCUUUUCAAUCAAUCAAUAAUACUUUAUUGCACAACAACAUAUUACAAAGGACAUAAACAUAUGAAUAAAAUAAGCACAACAGGCGGCCUUAUUGCUAAACAGUAAUUUCUGCCAGGCAACCUUAGGGUGAAAGAAGUUUAGUUAAAACUUUAGGGUCUAUUCGUCGGAGUCCUCGAUAUAAAUCGAGCCGCGCGCGGCUCGGUUACCGCGCCGACGUUACUGCGUAUAGAACGGUACCUCUCCCCCCGCACCAAUUCGUAUCGGGCGCUUACCUCACCCCCUCUGGGUCUUAUUUUAGUCUGAAAUGGCCGUGAGCCGCUAAGGAGUAAGCGAGAGCUUGGACUGUGUGCUUCGUUAUGCGGCACGCGGUUAGUAUGAGAUUUUUGUAUGGAGUGUCAUAUUUGUAUGGUGACAGAGUAUAAUCCAUGGCUGAUAAUAUGGUGGCAAUUUUUUUUAUUGAGUAUUUUUGCAUACAGUUGCGUUGCAGACCGUACUUUGUACUCUAAUAUAAGGAACAUUGUGUAAUUGGUAGUUGUAAGAACAUUUGACUUGAACACGAAGAUGAAUGAA
Messenger RNA from Pectinophora gossypiella (pink bollworm), 1717 nucleotides. It is a transcript of the gene Cpsf5, whose product is annotated as cleavage and polyadenylation specificity factor subunit 5. NCBI's taxonomy places the organism in Eukaryota, Metazoa, Arthropoda, Insecta, Lepidoptera, Gelechiidae. Gene Ontology annotation, molecular function: mRNA binding. Bases 122 to 802 code for a protein of 226 amino acids. The record is from RefSeq and is a predicted model, not a curated record. The transcript has 3 exons. Gene Ontology annotation, cellular component: mRNA cleavage factor complex.